Molecule: messenger RNA, 2536 nt
Organism: Vigna radiata var. radiata (mung bean)
Lineage: Eukaryota; Viridiplantae; Streptophyta; Magnoliopsida; Fabales; Fabaceae
Product: leucine-rich repeat receptor-like serine/threonine-protein kinase BAM1
Biological process (GO): hormone-mediated signaling pathway; protein phosphorylation
Cellular component (GO): plasma membrane
Molecular function (GO): protein kinase activity; ATP binding; protein binding
Source: RefSeq, a predicted model, not a curated record
CACACACUCCAUGCUGCGCGCAUCUCAGAAUAUCGUGCGCUUCUAUCUUUUAAAGCGUCUUCCAUAACCGACGACCCUACCAAUGCUCUCUCCUCCUGGAACNCNACCACCCCCUACUGUUCCUGGUUCGGUGUCACGUGCGACUCUCGCCGCCACGUCACCACCCUUAACCUCACUUCCUUGUCCCUCUCCGGCACACUCUACGAUGACCUCUCCCACCUCCCUUUCCUCUCNUAUCUCUCCCUCGCCGACAACCAGUUCUCCGGCCCAAUCCCCUCCUCCUUCUCCGCACUCUCCGCCCUCCGCCAUCUCAACCUCUCCAACAACGCCUUCAAUGCUACCUUCCCCUCCACCCUCGCCCGCCUCGCCAAUCUCCAAAUCCUUGACCUCUACAACAACAACAUGACUGGUCCCCUCCCCCUCGCCGUCGCCGCCAUGCCCCUCCUCCACCACCUUCACCUCGGCGGCAACUUUUUCUCCGGCCAGAUCCCUCCCGAGUAUGGCACCUGGCAGAACCUCCAGUACCUCGCCGUCUCCGGCAACGAGCUCACGGGAAACAUCCCUCCGGAGCUUGGAAACCUCACCGCGCUUCGCGAGCUCUACAUUGGCUACUACAACGCUUACUCCGGCGGCAUCCCGCCGGAGAUUGGAAACCUGUCUCAGCUUGUCCGUUUCGACGCCGCCUAUUGCGGACUCUCCGGCGAUAUUCCGGCUGACCUCGGAAGGCUUCAGAAUAUGGACACGCUCUUUCUUCAGGUGAAUGCGCUCUCCGGCUCGCUCACUCCUGAGCUGGGGAACUUGAAGAGUCUCAAGUCGAUGGAUCUGUCCAACAACGCUCUCUCCGGCGAGGUUCCGGCGAGCUUUGCGGAGCUCAAGAAUCUCACUCUGCUUAACCUCUUCCGGAACAAGCUCCACGGUGCGAUUCCAGAAUUUGUCGGAGAGCUACCGGCACUGGAGGUUUUGCAGCUAUGGGAGAACAACUUCACGGGAAGCAUUCCUCAGAGUUUGGGAAGAAAUGGAAGACUCACUGUCGUUGAUCUUUCUUCGAACAAGUUGACGGGAAUGCUUCCUCCUGAUAUGUGUUACGGGAAUCGUCUACAGACUCUGAUAACUCUCGGGAAUUAUCUGCUCGGUCCCAUUCCUGAUUCGCUUGGGAAGUGCGAGUCUCUGAAUAGGAUUCGAAUGGGGGAGAACUUUCUUAAUGGUUCUAUUCCUGUUGGUCUAUUUGGGCUUCCCAAACUCACCCAAGUAGAGCUUCAGAACAAUCUUCUCACUGGACAGUUUCCUGAGGGUGGUUCCGUUGCUAUUAAUCAGAUCAGUCUCUCUAAUAACAAGUUCUCUGGGCCUUUGCCACCCACCAUUGGAAACUUCACCAGCAUCCAGAAGCUUCUUCUCGACGGUAACAAGUUCUCGGGUCAAAUCCCUUCGCAGAUAGGCAGGCUGCAGCAGCUUUCCAAGAUUGAUUUUAGCCAUAAUCAGUUUUCGGGCCCCAUUGCUCCCGAGAUAAGCAGGUGCAAGCUUUUGACCUUCAUUGACCUCAGCCGCAAUGAGCUCUCUGGUGAGAUUCCAAAUCAAAUAACUGCCAUGCGGAUAUUGAAUUAUCUCAACCUUUCAAGAAACCAUUUAGUUGGCUCAAUUCCAGGCUCCAUAGCUUCUAUGCAAAGUUUAACAUCCGUUGAUUUUUCCUACAACAAUCUCUCUGGUUUGGUUCCUGGAACCGGGCAGUUCGGCUACUUUAACUAUACCUCUUUCCUAGGGAACACUGAACUCUGUGGACCUUAUUUGGGUCCUUGUAAAGACGGGGUUGCCAAUGGCCCUCGUCAACCUCAUGUUAAAGGUCCUCUCUCUUCUUCGUUGAAGCUUCUGUUAGUUAUAGGAUUGCUUGUGUGCUCCAUCGCAUUUGCUGUUGCGGCAAUAAUCAAAGCUCGGGCUUUGAAAAAGGCCAGUGAAGCUCGUGCGUGGAAAUUAACUGCGUUCCAGCGUUUGGACUUCACUGCUGAUGAUGUUCUGGACUGCUUGAAGGAGGACAACAUAAUAGGAAAAGGAGGUGCGGGCAUUGUUUACAAAGGUGCAAUGCCGAAUGGGGAUCAGGUUGCUGUGAAAAGGUUACCUGCCAUGAGCAGGGGAUCUUCACAUGAUCAUGGUUUCAAUGCCGAGAUUCAGACAUUGGGGAGGAUUCGACACAGGCACAUUGUUAGACUGUUGGGUUUCUGUUCAAACCACGAGACAAAUCUCUUGGUGUAUGAGUAUAUGCCUAACGGAAGUUUGGGUGAGGUUCUUCAUGGCAAGAAAGGUGGUCAUUUGCAUUGGGACACAAGGUAUAAGAUUGCUGUGGAGGCCGCGAAGGGCCUGUGCUAUCUACAUCAUGACUGCUCGCCACUCAUUGUCCAUCGAGAUGUUAAAUCCAACAAUAUCCUUCUUGAUUCUAACUUUGAAGCUCAUGUUGCGGACUUUGGGCUCGCUAAGUUCCUGCAAGAUUCUGGAACAUCUGAAUGCAUGUCUGCAAUUGCCGGUUCGUAUGGAUACAUAGCUCCAG